GUGAUUGGAAUAUCUAUAAAACGCGGCAUUCCGAAGUUAGUUAAUUCGUGGACAACUAAGCAAAGCUAAAUUCAUCCAAUUAGUUACUGUUCACAUCGGCCUUUUUCCCCAGUCACAACUUAACUUUUUCAACAUGCAGAUCCAAGACAUCACUGUGUUUAGCUACGAUGCCAACUAUCGAUUCGGCACAUACUCCAUGUCUCAUGGCCGCUUAGCCAAGGGCCACAAGUCCCUCGUCGUCAGAAUCCGUUCCGACGAUGGUUUCGAGGGUUGGGCCGAGACUGCGCCUCUCGGUAGUGACUAUCUGCCAAGUUCAUUCACUGGCGAGUUAGCAGCCAUACAAGAGCUCGGUCCCCAACUUUUGGGUCUAGACCCAAGAUCACCCGCAGCAAUUGAUGAUCAAAUGGAUCGUGCGAUGAUGGGCGCUUAUGCGGCAAAGGCAGUCAUCGAUAUGGCCUGCUGGGAUAUUCUCGGAAAGUCUCUCGGGUUACCAACUGCGAUUCUUUUCGGCGGAUGUCUCACCGAGAGACCCAGGGGCUUUUCAGUCAUUGGAAUUCGAGAGACGGAGGCUGCUGUGACUCAGGUCAAAGAGGAGUUCAAAAAGGGCGCGACGACAAUGCAGCUCAAGGUUGGAGACGAUCCCCUUGUUGAUGCGCAGCGAGUCAGGGCCAUUCGCGCUGCUCUACCCGACCAUGUUUUGCUUUGGGUCGAUGCAAAUGGUGGCUGGACUUUGGACGAGGCAUUAACCUUUGCACGCGCCAUCGGGCAAGAGAUUGCUGUUGGGGUCGAGCAGCCCUGCCGCACACUUCAUGACUGCGCCGAACUCGGUCGUCGUACAGGACUACCAAUUACGCUCGACGAGAGUAUCGUCACUCUGGCUGAUCUCUUAGAAGCUCAUGCAGCUGGUAUAACUGGUGUGAAUAUCAAGCCGUCACGGGUCGGCGGGCUUACAAAGGCACGACUCAUUCGCGAUGCAGCUGCUGCGCUGGACAUGGUCAUCAACUGUGAUGAUACGUGGGGUUCCGCUUUGACGACGGCUCAGAACGUUCUGUUGGCUACUACUACCCCGAGUCAUCGAUUGCGCGCCGUGGACCUGUUUUGUGAAUGGACGGAGCCGUUGAUUGCUGAUAUUCCGAGGAUGGAAGCGGAUGGGAGAAUUACGCCUAGCACCCAGCCUGGAAAUGGGUACGCGGCCAUCUUUACGGAUAUGCUUGGUGAGCCAUUAGCCCAGAUCACAUCUAAUUGAUAUAUGCC
Fusarium redolens is the source of this 1254-nucleotide messenger RNA. Its product is annotated as enolase C-terminal domain-like protein. The transcript has a single exon. The record is from RefSeq and is a predicted model, not a curated record. The coding region runs from base 134 to 1246 and encodes 370 amino acids. Lineage: Eukaryota; Fungi; Ascomycota; Sordariomycetes; Hypocreales; Nectriaceae. Gene Ontology annotation, biological process: amino acid catabolic process.